Messenger RNA from Spathaspora passalidarum NRRL Y-27907, 2265 nucleotides. RefSeq names its product beta-mannosyltransferase. The record is from RefSeq and is a predicted model, not a curated record. Gene Ontology annotation, molecular function: mannosyltransferase activity. The transcript has a single exon. Bases 1 to 2265 code for a protein of 754 amino acids. Lineage: Eukaryota; Fungi; Ascomycota; Pichiomycetes; Serinales; Debaryomycetaceae.
AUGAUAAGACGAAUCAAACAGAAACUAGCGUACUGGCUACUUGCAUUCCUAUUUGCCCUCACUUUCAUACAACUACUAUCCUAUAGCAGGAUAGGUAUACGAAACCAGUUUAAAUUUGCAUAUGGUGGACAGAUGCUGAAAAACCAAAUAGUCAAGAAUCAAGUGGUGUUUCCCAGAAGUCUAACGGUGGCCGACAAUGACAUCAAUGCAUUUGUCAACAAAAAUCCCCAGUUUUUUAAUAAGGCAUUGUUGAACUAUCCAAAGUUUGUACAAGCAACUCAAGUUAAUGAAUCUACUUCCCAAGUACAUUCCAACUACCAUCCAUAUAACUUUACAAUUUUCAAUUCAUUGCAAGACAUAAGUUUGGAUUUGAAACAAUGUGAAGCAUUACAGUCAACACCACGUGUAAAGAUAGACAAGGCUGCCAAUUUACAAGUGUCAUUACCGGAAAUCUUGGGCGAAGUAUAUCGAGAAAUGGAAUCAGGAAAGAAUCCCUAUUAUAACGAGUUAGCGCCAUUUGUUCUCCCAGAAUUGAAAAUACAAUUGGAUUUGGAUGUGGUAGAUAGAUUUUGGUAUAGAUUAGCUGGGAGUUCUGCUUGGCUUGAACAAUAUGGAGUUCAUUUUAUGAUUUCGAGAAUCCUUUAUAGUCCAUCAGGAAGCAGAAAUCAACCAAUUAUAUCAUUGACAUAUGCACAACUAUUUGAUGAAAAUUGGAAUGAAUUAAUAAAUACAAAGUUAUUAGUGCCUACCAAUAAUUUGAAGGAAAAGAAAGAUGCUAAAUACCAACAACAGAAAUUUAAGAUUUUGAACUUUCCAUGUUUCUUGCCUAUCCCAUUCUGGCAUGAUUAUGAUAAUAUAUCAGGGAAGUAUUAUGGUCCUGAGGAUCCAAGAUUGAUUGUGGUCAAGAACAAAAAUGGUUAUGAAGAACCGCUCAUUGUUUUUAAUGCAUAUCGCAGAAAAUUAGCUACUUUUGACGAUGAUGAUGACAUACAUCUUCUUAAAAAAACCGAUUUCUACCGUUCCAUGUUUAUAUGUUGGCCCUGGCAGUUCCAAAAGGGGAAAGAAAAUGUAGAAGGUGUCAAGAAUCCCGCAUAUGAUAAUAAUUUGUACAAUCGAAUAGCUGAAUUAAGAAUCAAGAAUUUACAAGAGGUUAAGAUUCAGAAAAAUUGGACUCCUCUUUUAAGCUAUGAAGAUCAAAUCAAGAACGGGUAUGAUACACAUAUUCAAUUCAUUUAUCGAUGGGCAAAUAUCGAUAUUCUUAAAUGUGAUUUAGAAGGGGAUGAUAUUGGAGAGUGUAAGUUCACUUAUAGAAUAAGUGAUUCCUUAGCCACUAAGAAUCAGGUCGGGCCACUUCGUGGAGGUACUCAAUUGGUAAAUAUAAAUAAUAUGCUUACAUCAGGUGGCUUUCCUGUAACCCGAUUGAUACCGCCAAAUCGAGAAAUAUGGGUUGGUUUUGCCCGUGCACACCUUGAUGAUUGUGGGUGUGGUAAAGUAAUGUAUAGACCAAAUUUGGCUGUAAUUGUUAAGGAUACGGUCAAGGUGGGUGUAACUGGUACGUCAUUUUUUGGAUCAAAUGAACGAGCUAAAGUGUUAUAUCGUGACUUGUACAGAGUCACACAUAUUUCUUCAUCCCUUUCAUUAGACAUUGAUGUGGUGGGAUGGGACUUGCAUAAUCCUACUGACUUAUGUCUGAAUGCAAAUAUAUUGAUACCCAAUGGUGUGUCGUCAUGGACGGUCACGUCAUUAACAGCCAAGAAUAACAAGUGGAGGUCUAAUGACUACUUGACAUUAUCAUUGUCCAUAAGUGAUUUUACGGUUCAUAAAAUUAAUAUUCAAGGUUUAUUGCAAGUUUUACUUAAUUUACCAGAUAAGUCGUUAUUCUUGCAACCUGGUGAUACCAAUCUCGAAACCAAAAAACGAAUUCCACAAGAAUUGAAGAAAAAACUAAUGAUUCCAGAUGUCACCGAUGAAAUCGAGGACUAUGAAAAAUUGCCAGGUUUUAACAAUGACAAUAUAGUAUGUGCUCUUCAAGACUCGGUUCAAUUCUGUGAUCAGUAUGGUCAGGAACACUUUGCCCGAAAACAAGCUAGUGCAAAAGUAUUUGAGAGUAUUUCAUGGGAUGAUGACGAACUUGAGGAGGAUCAAUUCUUGGACAUUAACAAGUCAAGGUAUUUACGAAUUAUCGAUAGAUUGAAGAAAGAAAUUCGGUUGAACAAAUUGCGAUUGAGGAAAUCAUUAAAAGCAAGGAAACAACAGAGUAAAUAG